This is a messenger RNA of Daucus carota subsp. sativus, 3066 nucleotides long. RefSeq lists its product as uncharacterized. The transcript is spliced from 2 exons. NCBI's taxonomy places the organism in Eukaryota, Viridiplantae, Streptophyta, Magnoliopsida, Apiales, Apiaceae. The coding region runs from base 1 to 3066 and encodes 1021 amino acids. The record is from RefSeq and is a predicted model, not a curated record.
AUGGACAGAUCAUGGUUGAGGGCUGAUAGGAGAACACGGGAGUUUCAAUUGGGUGUGAAUGAAUUGUUGAAUUUUGCAGUACAAAAUGGGUGUGAUGCAAACAAAAUUAGUUGUCCUUGUAUAAAAUGUGCACACAAUAAAUCAUGGAACGCUCAAAUGGUGAAAGAUCAUCUUUUUCAGAAUGGUAUUGAUGAGACCUACACAUGUUGGAUUUGGCAUGGAGAGAAUGAUACAGACCAAAGUCCAAUGGCCACUGAACAUACUGAUAGUUCACAAUCUGUGGAACAAAUCCCCAUUAAAACAGAUGGAGACGAUGAUCUUUCCCUGGAUUCCUCAGAUUUGUUAAGGCAUCUACAAUCUGAAAAUGAACCGCUAUAUUCAGGAUGUGAAGGGUUUACCAAGAUGACAGCUUUAGUGAAGUUAUAUAACUUGAAAGCAAAAUUCGAGAUGUCCGAUAAUUGUUUCUCUGAACUCCUACUUCUGGUUGGCACUAUGCUUCCAGAAGGUAACUCUCUUCCUUCUUCCUUUGGUGAAGCUAAGAAGGCCUUGUGUUCUUUAGGAAUGGAGUACGAAAAAAUACAUGUGUGUCCGAAUGACUGCCUUUUAUAUCGUGGUGAUAUAGAUGAAGAUGAGUCUAGUUGCCGCAUUUGUCAUGCCUCAAGAUGGAAGAAGAACAAAAAAGGAGAGGACAUUGAAGGCAUUCCAGCCAAGGUUCUUUGGUAUUUUCCGUUAUUGCCACGAUUGAGAAAUUUGUUUAAUUCACCUCAAAUGGCAAAGGACCUAACCUGGCACCACACAGAGAGAGUGAAGGAUAAUAAAAUACGUCAUCCUGCAGAUUCAAAAACAUGGAAGGACGUCGAUGAGAAGUGGCCUGAAUUUGCUUCUGAACCUAGAAACCUUCGGUUGGCUUUAUCAUCUGAUGGUUUUAAUCCUUUCCACGGCAAAGGUACCGAUCACUCUUGUUGGCCUGUUUUGCUAUCAAUUUACAAUCUUCCACCGUGGAUUUAUAUGAAAAGAAAGUAUAUAAUGCUAUGUCUACUGAUAUCCGGACCAAAUCAGCCCGGAAAUGACAUUGAUGUAUUUCUUCAACCACUAAUAGAAGAUCUGCAGAAAUUAUGGCAUGGAAAGCAAGUGUAUGAUGCAUACAAGCAGGAGUCUUUCCUACUCAGGGGCAUAUUAUUGUGGACAAUCAGCGACUAUCCAGCAUUUGGUAGCUUAUCGGGCAACAUUGUCAAAGGCUAUAACGGUUGUGUGGUAUGUGUUGAUGAGACAAAAGCUACAAGGCUUCCUAAUUACAAGAAGACAGUGGUUAUGAGGCAUCGAAGGUGGUUACCACGUGACCACCCAUAUCGAAAACAGAAAGCAGCGUUUGAUAACACGGUUGAAAAAGGUUCUGCACCUAUUCCUUUAACAGGGGAGGAAGUUUUUGAAAGAGUACAACAUUUGCGAGGCCAUGUCUAUGGUAAGACACAACGAAAACGAAAGCGAAAUAAAAAUGAUCCUCGGCCUGUUUGGAAGAAGCAUUCUAUUUUUUUCCAACUCGAGUACUGGAAGUUCUUGCCGGUGAGGCAUAUUCUCGAUGUCAUGCAUAUCGAGAAAAACGUAUGUGAAGCUUUAUUAGGUACUUUGCUCAAUAUACCAAAAAAGACAAAAGAUAAGGAAUCUGUUCGUCUUGACAUGGCUGCAAUGGGAAUAAGAUUGAAUCUCAGGCCAGAAACGGCAGGGAAAAAGGAGAAAUUGCCUUUGGCAUCUUGGAAUUUGACCCAUCAGGAAAAGAAAAUUGUUUGCUCAUCAUUUUUAGGAAUGAAGUUGCCUGAUGGAUUUUGUUCUAAUAUUAGAAGUCUAGUAUCAAUGGAAACUCUCCGACUCACCAAAAUGAAAUCUCAUGACUGCCAUAUGAUUUUACAUCACUUACUCCCAAUUGCGAUCCGGUCAUCACUGCAUAAGAAGGUCAGGGACACUGUUAUUAGAUUUUGUCUCUUCUUUAAGGCUAUUUGUAGUAAAGUCAUUGAAGUUGAUAAAUUGGAGAAAAUGCAGUCUCAAUUGGUUAUAACAAUAUGCCAACUUGAAAAAUAUUUCCCCCCUUCCUUGUUUGACAUAAUGAUUCACCUUUCAAUUCAUCUUGUGCGAGAGGUUGAGCUGUGCGGACCAAUUUUCCUUAGGUGGAUGUAUCCAUUCGAAAGAUACAUGAAAACAUUCAAAGGAUAUGUAAGAAACAGGGCUCGGCCAGAGGGUUGUAUUGCAGAGGCAUAUAUUGCAGAGGAGGCAGUUGAGUGUUUAGUUAAUUUUGAAGAAGCAACUGUCGGAGUUCCAGAAAAUGGAAGGCGUACAAAGGAUUUAAUUUGCAGACCACUAUCUGGUGCCACAAUGAUCACCCCGAGCAUCAAAGAUUUAAACCUUGCACAUUUGUGCGUCCUACAAAAUAGCACGGAUGUUAUUGCAUCAGAUUUACUAGAUGUGAAGGAGAUACCACACGAGAUAAGAUGGAUUGCAGAUGGGCCUAACAGCGAUGUGCCUACAUUCAGUGGUUAUAAGGUACAUGGGGUUCCAUUUAGCACCAAGUCUCGGGAUGAUGCACGUCAAGUUCAAUGUAGUGGAGUGUGUGUAGAUGCUGAAACAAUGGUUGUGCAAGCUACUGACAGAAAUAUUAAUCAUACAUCACAUACAUACUACGGAGUUAUAAAUAAUAUAUGGGAGUUGGACUAUAACAGCUUUAGGAUCCCACUUUAUAUAUGCAAAUGGGUUGAUAUGAAUAGAGGGAUCAAGACUGAUGAACUAGGAUAUGUAUUAGUCAAUUUGAACAAGUCUGGUUUUUUGAAUGAUCCAUUUGUAUUAGCAACACAUGUUAAGCAGGUUUGUUAUAUUGAUGACCCCCUCGAGAAAUCAUGGUCUGUGGUAUUGAAGUUUCCCGAGAGAAAACACUACGAUGAUAUUGAAGAUGAAAAUGAAGGAUCCGUUGAAGUUGAGCUUGAGUCUGAGUUUUUUAUGCCCGAUUUACCAGAUGAUGAUUUGCACGAGGAUGCUAGUUACAUGCGUGAUGUAGAUGAACGAAUUCAACUAGAAUGA